UUCCGAAUUUGCAAAGGUAAGGUCGUGAUUCCAAUCUCGAACUGCGAAAGACGAAGGAAGGAGAGUUCCACUUCAAUCGACGGGAAAUGAUCAUCUGAAACUUCUCUGUACGGCACUCUCGCAGCGGCCAUUAUGGAUUCCAAUAGCCAUCCCUUUGAGGAGGAUGGCCUUCCGGUGCUGCAGUUGCGGAAAUGGGAUCCUUCUGAAUUUCCGUACAGUCCUUCUGAUUUCAGAGAAGGUUUUAUUUCUCCAACUCGGAUGUCAUUGUUGCUGCUUUCUUAUGAUUCAGAGGGAUUAUUGUUUCCCUUAGUUAGAGGGAAAUCGUUGAUUAAUAAUGAUCCUGAAGUUAGCCAUGAAGAAACAGUUUCUGAUACACCGAAACAUAAAGUUUCUAGUUCAUCUGAAUUUGUAGAGUUGGAUAGCCGUGUUGACAAUGUAUCGGGAGCUAGUUCCUCAGGAUCCGCUGAUGCAUUCAUGUCUGAUGUAGAAUCGGUGGCAUGGGGUCUAUGUGUAGACACAUGCGAUCAGCAUGAAGAAACUUCAUUUCGAGAGCUACUUUUUGUUUCUGGAAAACACGGGGUGAUUGUACAUGCUUUUUCUCACUUUAAUGAAUCUUGUAAAGCAAUCAAACCAGCACAUGCGAAUCGUGUUGGGCCCGGAUUGUGGGUGGAGUGGGGUCCAUCGAUGGAGUUACCUCCUAAUUUGGACCUCGAGGGAGAGUCAAAAUGUCAUCUCGAGGCUUCUGGGGAAUUUUCAGGUUCUCAUGCAGACUUUAUGGAUGGUGAUCAAUCAGUGAGUUCAAAGGCAUGGUUGCGCACCUUUUACACUAGAGUUGAUAGACUAACAUCCGGUAAUGAUGUAUAUACAAAGUUUCCGCAGAGAUCUUUAUUUCCCGAUAAUGCAAUUAUUUCAUUUAGGAUACUUGAGGAGGACACACACUUCCUGGACCUUCUUCAGCGUAGUACCGCAUCAUGUGAUAAACCUAAUGACAAUAUUUCAGCUUCAGUAAUUAAUAAACCAGAUACACAUCCAGAUUCCCGCGUCUCAACAACACUGGAUGAUAGUGCUUCUAACUCUCGAGGUGGUGCAGUGAACAGUUUGUAUAAGUGUGUUAAAGUUUUCUCUAAUAAUUCUUACCAGUUAGUUGGAUUUGCUCUAUCUCUGACGACCCCAAUGGAUGUAAGUACUGGCAAUGGAAAUGAUGAAAGCCAUAUCAAAAUUCUUAUUGCAGUGGCCAGACUUGUUAGCUGGGGAUUACAGUGGGUGUAUUCUAUAAAUCUUAAAGAAAAUCUUGAUAGAGGUCCAUUUGAGUGGGUAGACUUCUCUUUUUCUCACAGUUUUCUUGUUUGUCUUAGUUCUUGUGGCCUGAUCUCAUUAUAUGGUGCCUCAACUGGGGCAUAUGUUGCAUCAGUCAGUGUUAUAAAUAAAACUGGACCUGGCCGUUCUCCAAACUCCCUGGAGCAAUAUAGUGAUGACAUUCCCAAUAAAAGAAGCUUUAAGAGGUUGUUUGUGUUUCCUCAUUCCUCACUGGUGGGCGUGAUAGAUGAUUGUGGUGUAACCUAUACUUUUCGUAUCUGUGAUCAUGUUCCAGAGGAACAUUUUUCAUCUGAACAUACCCUUUCUUAUCAACAUUGCCUAGGUAUUGGACCUCUAAAUGCGUGGGAGGUUGGUGGUGCUGAAAUUGGUUACCAAAGGGUACUUCAUAAUGCACACUCCCAGGGCAUAAGUAGAUCAUUGAGGAUGGGUAAAACUUCUUAUUUUACAGAUAGUUUACUGGGAAAUGAAAAUCGGACCAGCAAAGGUACUGAUAUCAGAUGUCCAAGGAAUACUUAUGCUUUAAAUAUUAACACCUCUUCUGGCUCAACCCAGAUAAUGAAUCAGAAGAAGUUUAUAGGUUCUGAUAUUCAAUCUUCUCUUUUGCGGAAAGUAUUUCUACUUCCAUAUGGAUACAGUGAAGACAAUAUUUAUUGCUUUUCUCAUUUUGGAAUCACUUGUCUCAUUAAGAGACAGAGUGGUGAGAAGAAAUGGAGUCAAGUUGUGCAUUACAAUCUACGAUUAGAUUUCAUCAUGAACGAUGAAAUGAACUGUAAUUUGCAAAGUCGAGAAACCUCUUCUAUUGAAGCUGUGGGCUGCAACUUUAAUGGGUUUUUAUAUUUGGUGACAAAAAAAGGUUUUUCAGUUGUUCUUCCUUCAAUUUCAGUUCCAACAAAUAUUUUCCCUGUUGAAGCAAUAGGAUAUUGGCUACCAAAUUGCACAGCCAGAUCAUGGUGUUCUGCUGGAAAUCUUAUGGAGAUAUCUGGAAUUGACAAACAUUUGUCACCCUGGAAAGUAGAGGUUUUGGACAGAGUUCUUCUAUAUGAGGGUCAUGAAGCUGCAGAGAAGCUAUGUUGGGAAAAUGGUUUGAGCCUUCAUAUUUCUCGGAUCCGGCGCCUGCAAUUGGCUUUAAACUAUCAAGAAUUUGAUGAAAUUGAGACUUCUUUAGGAAUGCUUAUGGGGGUCAAUUUAGAAGCAGAAGGCAUCUUGAGGUUGAUCUUUGUUGCAGUUUAUUUGAUGUCACAUGAAGUUAGCAAUGAUAGUGCAAUAUCAGCUGCAUCGAGGCUUCUGGCAUUAGCUACAAGUUAUUCAACUAUGGCCAUACGUAAAUAUGGCCUCUUGCAGCACAAGAAAGUAAAUUUGAGGUCAUGGGAUGUCAGAGAUAAUGAAGGUGCUUUACUUCCACUGGUGUUAACUGAUAAAGAAGAUGAUGAAGAGGGGAACUCCAGAAGGCUUCAGGAAAUGUCACACUUUUUGGUUGUGGUUCGUAGGUUGCAGGGACAAAUAAAUGCCAAAUUCAGAAGACCAGGCCAAUCAUUGAUGGGUGAUGCAGGAUUAAGUGCAGACAUUUUAGAGGAUGAAUCUAAGGGUCCAGUUGUUUCAGAAGAUUCCAUAAUAUUGGAUAAGUCGGGGCUACCUGAGACCGUACCUCCUGCCUCUGAAGCUGACUCUGCGAGUGAAGACAACCUUUCUUUAGUGCAAGUUGACAAACAUGGUGCCAAAAGCCCUGCAGAUUUUCUGGGCUUUGAUGGAGUUGCCAUGGUCUCUAAAGGAGGUGGUUUUGGAAAAAGAUCUUUAAAAUUUGAAAAUCCCAAAGAUAUGAUUGAACGUUGGGAAUUGGAUAAUAUGGACCUGAAAACUGUUGUAAAAGAUGCAUUACAUUCUGGUCGUCUUCCAUUGGCUGUACUCAGAUUGCAUCUCCAUCGUUCAAAUAGUUUGUUGCCUGGGAUAGAGGCUCAUGAUACCUUCAAUGAUGUUCGAAUUGCUGGAAGAGCGAUUGCAUAUGAUUUAUUUCUUAAGGGUGAGAUUCAACUUGCUCUAACAACACUACAAAAGCUUGGGGAGGAUGUUGAAACCUCCCUGAAACAGUUAGUAUUUGGCAGCGUUAGAAGAUCUCUUCGAGUUCAAGUUGCUGAAGAGAUGAAAAAAUAUGCAUACCUUGAACCACAUGAAUUGAAGAUUUUGGAGAUGGUGUCGCUAAUAGAGAGGGUAUAUCCUUGCAAUAGUUUCUUCAGUACGCUGGGCACCCGAAAAAUGGAGCAUAAAGGGGGAUCUAAUGAAGAUAAACCCAACGAGAUAAGUCUGCGCCUGCUGCACCCACUCUUGAACAACCUUGUCAUUGUUUGUGGUGAGGUAGAUGGAGUUGUUUUGGGUCCAUGGAAAACUGUUAAUGAACAUUCUUUUGCUCCUGAAAUUGAUGACGACAGCAACCAUGCUGCCUACUGGACUGCUGCUGUAGCAUGGUCAGAUGCCUGGGAUCCAACAGUUAUUGAUCGUGUGCUACUGGAUCAACCUCUCCUUAUGGGGGUUCAUGUAUUAUGGGAAUCACAACUUGAGUAUUAUGUGUGCCACAAUGAAUGGUUAGAAGUAUCCAAGCUGCUGGAUGUGUUUCCAUCUUAUGCACUAUCCAAUGGAAGCCUUAGCGUUAGGUUGGAUGAUGUAAAUCAAGCUUCAUCCAUUGAGCAAGGCCAGAAGCCCACUGGAAUGACUGGAUAUAACAAUUACACAAGCUUCCUUGAAGAGCCAGAUGCUGUGACCAUCAGUGUUCCAAGUGUCAGAAUAUUCAGGUUUCCAGCAAACAGGGCAUGCUCAGACUGGUUAAGAAUGCUUAUGGAACAGCAGCUAGCAAAGAAGUUUAUCUUCUUGGCUGAUUACUGGGAUGGUACAGAAAAUAUUGUACCUCUUCUGGCUCGCUCAGGUUUUAUGGUUGACCCUCAUGAGAAUUUAUUCCUGGAUGGAACAACUGGUGGCACAUCUGAUUCAGUACUAGUUAUUGGCGAUGCAUCAGUGAAUCCAGAAGCAAUCCAAGCCCUACAUAAAGUUGUUGUGCACUUUUGCUCCCAAUAUAACCUGCUGAAUUUAUUGGAUAUUUAUCUAGACUUUCAUGCCUUAGCCAUGGACCAAAAUUCUCUUUCCUUUAUCUUGGAUGCAGCUGGUGAUAAUGAGUGGGCAAGGUGCCUGAUGCUGCUGAGGAUUAAAGGAAAAGAAUACGAUGCAUCGUUUUCUAAUGCCCGUGCAGUUGCUUCCCGUAAUUUUACUCUAGGCAAAAAGUUCACUUAUCUGGAGACUGAUGACAUCAUACAAGCUGUUGAUGAUAUAGCUGAAGGAGCAGGCGAAAUGGCAGCUUUAGCGACAUUAAUGUUCGCUCCUGUUCCUCUACAAGAAUGUCUUAGCAGUGGUAGUGUAAACAGGAAUCAUAGCUCUGCUCAAUGCACGUUGGAGAACCUUAGACCAGCCAUUCAAGAGUUUCCUACUUUGCGGAAUACACUUGUAGCGGCUUGUUUUGGUCAUGAUACUGUUUGCAGUAAUUUGACUCUUAAGACAAAAGUGUCGGGGUAUUCUGAUUUGAUGGAUUACUUGAACUGGCGAGAAGGUGUAUUUUUCUCUUCUGCACGAGAUACUUCAAUUCUGCAGAUGGUCCCAUGCUGGUUCCCUAAAGCUGUUCGGAGACUGGUUCAGCUCUAUGUGCAGGGACCCAUCGGUUGGCAAUCUUUAGCUGACUCUGCCACUGAAGAACUUUCUAUACUGAGAGACAUUUAUUAUGUCGUAAAUUCAAGUGGUCAUGCUCAGAUUAGUGCCACAUCAUGGGAAGCUUCUGUACAAAAGCAUAUAGAAGAGGAGCUUUAUGCAUCUUCUUUAGAGGGAGCUGGGGUUGGACUGGAGCACUACUUGCAUCGUGGUAGAGCAUUAGCUGCUUUAAACCAUCUCCUUGCUUCAAGGGUUCAUAAGAUGACAACUGAUAACAGCCAACGGUCACAAUCUGGAACCUCCUCAACUGGGCAAGUAAAUGUUCACUUGGAUCUACAAACAAUCCUUGCACCAUUAACGGAGAGUGAAGAGUCACUUCUCUCAUCUGUUAUACCCCUUGCUAUUGAGCAUUUUAAUGACUCGGUACUGGUGGCAUCAUGUGCUUUUCUUCUGGAACUAUGUGGUUUGUCUGCUAGUGUUCUUCGAGUUGAUGUUGCUGCCUUGAGUAGGAUAUCUUCUUUCUAUAAGUCUACUGAUAAUAAUCACUUAAGGCAGCUAUCCCCCAAGGGUGCUGGAUUCUAUCAAACAGCAGUUGAAGUUGAUGUAGCAGAAUCACUUGCACGAGCACUGGCAGAUGAUUAUCUUCAUCGAUGUUCUGCUAACAUGAUGCAGAAAGAUAAUGGGAACAAUAAUGUCUGCAAUCAACCGUCGCGAGCUCUGCUUCUUGUUCUGCAUCAUUUGGAAAGGGCAAGUCUUCCAGCUGUAUCAAAUGGAGCAACAUGCGGCUCUUGGUUGUCAACUGGAAAUGGGGAUGGGGCUGAAUUAAGGUCUCAACAAAAAGCCGCAAGCCAGUACUGGCAAUUGGUCACCACAUUUUGUCAGAUGCAUAACAUUCCCUUGAGCACAAAAAACCUUGCUGCAUUAGCGAGAGAUAAUGAUUGGGUUGGGUUUUUGUCGGAUGCUCAGAUUGGAAAAUAUCCCAUAGAAACAGUUAUCCAAGUGGCAUCAAAGGAGUUCAGUGAUCCUCGGUUAAAGACUCACAUCUUAACAGUUUUGAAAAGCAUGCAGUCUAGGAAGAAAGUUGGAUCUACAAACUUGAAUACUGCAGAAAGUGGGGCUGAAGUGUCUUUGUCACAUGAAAAUCCUUACAUACCUGUUGAAUUAUUUGGAAUUAUUGCAAUGUGUGAAAAGCAAGAAAAACCUGGAGAGGCUCUUCUACUAAAGGCAAAGAAUCUGUGCUGGUCAAUUUUGGCUAUGAUUGCAUCUUGUUUUCCUGAUGUCUCGCUACUGUCCUGUUUAAAAGUUUGGCUGGAGAUAACUGCUGCAAGGGAGACAUCAGCCAUCAAAGUUAAUGAUAUUGCAUCCCAAAUUGCAAGAAAUGUCGGAGCUGCUGUGGAGGCCACGAAUUCCCUUUCUCCUGGUGCUAGAACCACAGCAUUCCAUUAUAAUAGGAAAAACUCAAAGCGUAGGCGUCUUUCUGAAUCAAUACCUCAGGAUUCUUCAUCCUUGGCAGUUUCUGACAUUUCUAAAGUACCUGGUGUCUCCACCAUUACUGGCGUUAAUUGUCAAGAAGAAAUGGACAAACUAGGUGAUGGUGAUGCUAUAUAUUCCAGUGACUCUGAUAGCAUGGCUAAUGCCUUGUCAAGAAUGGUUGCGGUGCUUUGUGAGCAGCAUCUGUUCCUUCCUCUGCUACAAGCUUUUGAGAUAUUUCUUCCUUCAUGCUCUCUAUUGCCUUUUAUCCGUGCUCUUCAGGCCUUUUCGCAAAUGCGCCUUUCAGAGGCUUCAGCACAUCUUGGGGCCUUCACCAUCAGUGUUAAAGAAGAGCCUCUUCUUCACACACAAUCUAACUGGGAGAGGGAAGAGAAAAUUGGAAAAUCUUGGACAAGUUCCAUGGCUGUUAAAGCUGCUGAUGCUAUGCUCCGUACUUGCCCGUCUCCAUAUGAGAAAAGAUGUUUAUUAAGGCUUCUUUCAGCUACUGACUUUGGUGAUGGAGGGGCUAUUGCAGCACGUUAUGGGCAACUCUCUUGGAAAAUAGAUAUGGCUGAGCCUUCUUUGCGGAGUGAUGAAUGCCCUCUCCUUGGAAAUGAAACACUAGAUGAUGCUUCGUUGUUGACUGAGCUAGAAAAGAAUGGGUAUUGGGAACAAGCACGCAGUUGGGCCAAACAGUUGGAGGCUAGUGGAGAAUCACAAUGGAAAUCUGCAGCCAAUCAUGUAACAGAAAUGCAGGCUGAAGCCAUGGUAGCAGAAUGGAAAGAAUUCCUUUGGGAUGUCCCAGAAGAGAGGGCUGCUUUGUGGAGCCACUGCCACACGCUUUUCAUUAGAUACUCAUUUCCAGGAUUGCUGGCAGGGGUGUUCUUUCUUAAACAUGCAGAGGCAGUUGAAAAAGAUAUUCCAGCAAGAGAACUUCAUGAGAUUUUGCUACUUGCACUGCAGUGGCUGAGUGGAAUGAUAACUGCAUCAAACCCGUUUUAUCCACUGCAUCUACUGCGCGAAAUUGAGACGAGAGUUUGGCUCUUGGCUGUCGAAUCUGAAGCUCAAGCGAAGGGUGAUGGUGAAGAUUCCUUAACCCAGCACACCCGAGAGCAGUCUGGAUCUUCCAAGGAUUCUAAUUUAAUAGAUCGUACUGCAACUAUUAUUACUAAAAUUGAUAAUCAUAUAAAUGCGAUGAGGUUCAAAUCUUCAGAGAACAAUGAUCGGGGGAACAGUCAUACACAUGCUAGAAUCACUCAAACUGUUGAUCAUGGCUUUUCUAGCACUGCUGAAGGGAGCUCUAAGACUAAAAGGAGAGCAAAAGGCAUUGGAUCAUCGAAGAAGCCUCUGUAUGAUCCAGCAGAUAAAUCAUUUGAGCCUCUUAAUGUCAGAGAUGAAUCACAAUUCAUGGAUGAAAACUUCAAAAUAGAUUCAUCAUUAUCGAGGUGGGAGGAAAGAGUUGGACCUGCUGAACUUGAAUGGGCUGUUCUUUCAUUGUUGGAUUUUGGGCAAACUGCUGCUGCUAGACAACUGCAAAAUAAGCUGUCUCCUGGCAACACACCACCUGAAUUCCUACUUGUAGAUACUGCGUUGAAGCUUGCUUCUCUCUCUACUCCAAUGAACAGGGUUUCUGUAUCAGCCUUGGACAACGAAGUGCGCUCAGUCAUUCUUUCAUACAAUAUUUCAAUUGGCAACGGGACAAUUGAUCCCCUUGAGGUUUUGGAGAGUUUGGCAACCAUUCUGGUGGAAGGCAGUGGGAAUGGGUUAUGCCGAAGGAUAAUAUCUGUUGUUAAGGCUGCAAAUGUACUUGGUCUAACUUUUGUGGAGGCAUUUGAGAAGCAGCCAAUCGAGCUGUUGCAAUUACUUUCUCUCAAAGCUCAAGAUUCUUUCGAGGAAGCCAAACUUUUGGUGAAGACACACACAAUGCCAGCUGCUAGUAUUGCUCAAAUUCUUGCUGAAUCGUUCCUAAAGGGUUUAUUGGCAGCACAUCGUGGCGGGUAUAUUGACUCACAAAAAGAGGAAGGACCUGCUCCUCUGCUAUGGAGAUUCUCCGACUUCUUAAAAUGGGCUGAGCUUUGUCCAUCUGAUUCAGAAAUUGGCCAUGCAUUAAUGAGAUUAGUUAUCACAGGGCAAGAAAUACCCCAUGAAUGUGAGGUUGAGCUGCUUAUUCUAUCCCAUCAUUUCUACAAGUUGUCAGCCUGUCUUGAUGGGGUUGAUGUUCUUGUAGCUCUUGCUGCGACAAGGGUGGAGGCCUAUGUAUGGGAGGGUGAUUUUUCAUGCCUUGCUCGCUUGAUAACAGGAGUUGGAAACUUCCAUGCGCUGAAUUUCAUACUUGGAAUUCUUAUUGAGAAAGGCCAACUAGAUCUUCUCCUCCAAAAGUAUUCAGCAGCUGCAGAUGCCAACAGUGGUGCUGCUGCUGAGGCUGUUAGGGGGUUCCGAAUGGCUGUUCUGACAUCACUUAAACAAUUUAAUCCGGAUGACCUUGAUGCAUUUGCCAUGGUCUAUAAUCACUUUGACAUGAAGCAUGAGACUGCUGCUCUUUUGGAGUUGCGUGCAAAGCAAUCAUCUCAACUGUGGUUUCUCCGUUAUGACAAGGAUCACCAUGAAGACCUCCUCGACUCAAUGCGCUAUUACAUUGAAGCUGCCGAAGUUCAUUCUUCCAUUGAUGCUGGCAACAAAACUCGAAAAGCAUGUGCUCAAGCAUCACUGGUAUCGCUACAAAUCCGAAUGCCCGACACCAAAUGGCUCGACCUUUCUGAAACUAACGCACGGAGAAUCCUAGUAGAGCAGUCCCGGUUCCAGGAGGCCCUAAUAGUGGCUGAAGCAUACGGUCUGAACCAACCAAGCGAGUGGGUUCUCGUUCUGUGGGAACAGAUGCUCAAACCGGAGCUCACCGAGCAGUUUGUAGCUGAAUUUGUUGCUGUGCUACCUCUCCAGCCAUCAAUGCUAAUCGAACUUGGGAGAUUCUACCGGUCUGAGGUGCAAGCCCGGGGAGACCAGUCCCAGUUCUCGGUGUGGUUGACUGGAGGUGGUCUGCCGGCAGAUUGGGCCAAGCAGCUCGGGAGAUCAUUCAGAUGCUUGCUGAAGAGGACUCGGGACAUCCGGCUGAAACUCCAGCUGGCUACAACGGCCACAGGGUUUGAUGAUGUAGUCAAGGUGUGUAGCCGGGAAUUGGAUAAGGUCCCUGAAAAUGCCGGCCCACUUAUCCUGAGGAAGGGACACGGAGGGGCUUAUCAACCUCUGAUGUAGCCUGUAGGCGGACUGGACUCGACUCGACUGAUGAAUAUGUAUGUGCGCGUUUAGGGGGAAGCUCCGGCCAGCAGACGACAGCAUCCCAGCCUCAUAGACUGUGACGGAAUUGAAACAUGGCAUGCUUUCAGGUGUGUGUAGUAAUUAUAUAUGUAAAGAUUAAGAAGCUUUUGGUAAGAUUUUGAAUGAUGAGUAAAUUCUUUAUAUUUUUGAGGAAAAGCAGCAGCAGUAGUAGUAUUAGCAGUAGCAGUAGCAGUAGCAGUAGCAGGCAGGUAUUUUGGCUCAAGUUUCAAAUUCUUUUGUUGUAUUUGGGCUUUUGUGUUUUCAUGGCAUGAAGUUAUAUAAGGUGAUGUAUGUAUAUACAAUUCUGAUUGAGAGCAAUAAAAUGCAUGGAUCUAUUUAUUUA
This is a messenger RNA of Andrographis paniculata, 10126 nucleotides long. RefSeq lists its product as uncharacterized. Gene Ontology annotation, cellular component: cytoplasm. The coding region runs from base 133 to 9720 and encodes 3195 amino acids. The record is from RefSeq and is a predicted model, not a curated record. The transcript is spliced from 27 exons. Lineage: Eukaryota; Viridiplantae; Streptophyta; Magnoliopsida; Lamiales; Acanthaceae.